Messenger RNA from Oikopleura dioica, 219 nucleotides. NCBI's taxonomy places the organism in Eukaryota, Metazoa, Chordata, Appendicularia, Copelata, Oikopleuridae. The record is from the annotation of a GenBank genome assembly.
AUGACCCGGGCAAUCUACUUUUUCUUUUUGAUAUGUUCCGCUGCGGUCUCCGCUUCCGAGCACUUCCAUGGUGAAAAGAGGAAUUGGGCAUUCGGCGAUUUGAUGAAUCCCGACGGCUCCUUCGCCUUCGACAGUAAACGCAGCUUCGAACCCAGCUUUCGAAUGCACAAACGGAACACUCCAAUAGGAAGUGCCUGGCGAAAUUGGCUUGAUAAAUAG